AUGGAUAGGAGGACAGUAAAGCAGGAUCCAGCUCGCGAUCUGACGGAAAGAUUUAAGAAAGAAGGACAUUUCGAUAAGCUAAAGCAAGAGAUAUUGGCGAAGACAAUAGAGUGCGGUGGUGACUCAAAGACUAUACAAGAGGCACUCAAGUUGUCGGUUUCUGAUGUUGUGCGACAGCUAGUAAAUGAAGAUGAAGAGAUUGUUUUCAAGAACAGGGGCUCGACAAGUGCAAUGCUCGAAGGUCAACUAAUAAAGAACAACUACGCCAAAAUAAAGGACUCUGAAUUUGGUGUGGAUGUUGAAAAGUUUGUAGGUGAGGCUCUGAGUGAUCCGGCCAUUAGAGAUGAGAUUAAAAGAGGUUUGGUUGAUAUGACCGCUGAUGAAAAAAAAGAAGAAGGCACUGAUAAAUUAAAUGUUGACGCUAAUGGGAACAAUUCAGAGAAAACUCAGGAGAUGGCCGACAAUAAUGGAGAGAUUGCCACUUGA
Messenger RNA from Nakaseomyces glabratus, 486 nucleotides. It is a transcript of the gene SHG1, whose product is annotated as Shg1p. NCBI's taxonomy places the organism in Eukaryota, Fungi, Ascomycota, Saccharomycetes, Saccharomycetales, Saccharomycetaceae. The record is from RefSeq and is a predicted model, not a curated record.